UAACCGUUGGGCAACGCACUUACUCAUACACGUCUCUCUCUCUCUCUUUCUCAAAACAGAUCUUUCCGCCUCUCUCUCUCUCUCUCGAAAUGGACCUCGUCGGAGAAACCACAAGCCUCGCCUCCACCGUUGCUUCUUCUUCUUCCUCCUCCCUAUCAUCAACCGCUACGAGCCACCACGAUUGCGACUCGCCACGUGGCGGAGAUGUAGACCACGAGUUACUCCGCACCACGUCCGUUUCCGUCUCCGUUUCCUCGUCUUCUGCCUCAAUCCAGCGAGUCCUGAGCCUAAUCAGAUCGGAGGAUCCCGAAUCGAGGCUGUUCGCAGCUAGAGAGAUCCGUCGGCUGACGAAGACGUCGCACAGAUGCCGCCGACACUUUUCUCAGGCCGUCGAACCGCUCGUUUCGAUGCUCCGAUUCGAAUCGCCGGAGUCGCACCACGAGGCAGCUCUCCUCGCUCUCCUUAACCUCGCCGUCAAAGACGAGAAGAAUAAAGUGAGCAUCAUCGAAGCCGGUGCUUUAGAACCAAUCAUCAACUUCUUGCAAUCUAAUAGCACAACACUUCAAGAAUACGCCUCUGCGUCUUUGCUCACUCUCUCCGCCUCCGCUACCAACAAACCCAUCAUUGGAGCUAAUGGAGUGAUUCCUCUAUUAGUCAAAGUCGUUAAACAUGGAAGCCCACAAGCUAAAGUUGAUGCAGUCAUGGCACUUUCCAACCUCUCUACGCUCUCCGCUAACCUGAGCAUGAUCCUAGCGACCAAUCCACUCUUGCCGAUACUGAGUCUUCUCAAAUCGAGCAAAAAAUCAUCGAAAACAUCUGAGAAAUGCUGUUCCCUGAUAGAGUCCUUGAUGGUAUCUGGCGAGGAGGCGAGAACGGGUUUAGUUUCAGAUGAAGGAGGUGUGUUUGCGGUGGUGGAGGUUCUUGAAAACGGGUCACUACAAGCUCGGGAACACGCGGUUGGCGUGCUCUUAACACUGUGCCAGAGCGAUAGAAGUAAAUACAGAGAGCCAAUUCUCAGAGAAGGUGUAAUACCGGGACUGCUUGAGCUCACGGUUCAAGGCACAUCAAAGUCUCGCACUAAAGCACAGAGACUCCUCUCUUUACUAAGGAACUCGAGAAGCCCGAGACCAGAGGUUCAACCCGAUACUAUAGAGAACAUAGUGUCGAGCUUGAUCUCUCACAUAGACGGAGAUGAUCAGUCCGGUAAGGCGAAGAAGAUGCUAGCUGAAAUGGUGCAAGUUAGCAUGGAAAAGAGCUUGAGACAUCUACAGGAACGUGCUUCCACUCUUGUCCGUCCCUAAAACCUGCGAGGUCUCUUGCAAGUAAAAAAAAAACAGAUUCUGCAUAAAGGGUGAUGAAGAUUGAUGGAUAUAUCAUACGUGUGCCAGUCCAGUGCCGGCCUUCUGGUUCUCAGUGACUGGUUUCUUUUAUUAAGGUUCUUGCGAGCUAAAAAGGUCUUUGGUGUGUACAUAUACAUUUCUAUAGAAACGUUUUUUUCUUUUAAAUAAAAGUUUCAAUCAUGUUGUUGUGGCAUUGGAGUU
Molecule: messenger RNA, 1541 nt
Organism: Raphanus sativus (radish)
Lineage: Eukaryota; Viridiplantae; Streptophyta; Magnoliopsida; Brassicales; Brassicaceae
Product: U-box domain-containing protein 7
Exons: 2
Coding region: 90-1301 (403 amino acids)
Cellular component (GO): nucleus; cytoplasm
Molecular function (GO): protein binding
Source: RefSeq, a predicted model, not a curated record